AUGGCAAGUGUUAUGACUGAGGUAGGAACUGUGCGACCGAGGGGGAAGGCGGUCAUUACGCAAGCAACCGAUAGCGACCCGAGCAACGGUGCGGACGGUACUGUCACGGGAGGAGGAAACGCCGAACUGUUGUUGACGGUGGAUGCUGAUCUGGCAAGUGGAAUGCCCAUUUUUCCCCGAAGGUAUAAAGCAAAUGUUCUUCCGCCCCAAUCGAUUAAGAAGAAAAGUAAAUCGAAGGAGGACAUGCACACUGGGGGGGGGAAUACUGCUAUAGAGGGGGGAAUCUCCCGCACGCGUAAUUGUUCGCAAAAAAGAAGUAACCACAGGGAUGAAAAAAGAAAGGAUGCGCGUGGAAGUAAAAAAAUAUUUUACAUUAACGGGAAAAAGAAGUGCGAAAAAAAAAGCGGCACACAAAAUGAUUGCGCUAUUAACGAAUGGAACAAUGAACAAACAAAUUGCAAUUUAAAAAAUGAAGAAAUAUGUUUUUUUGGAGGGGACGAAAAUAACAUAAUGGAUUAUACACACCUGCAUGGGAAGCACAAGAGUGUUCCAAAUAGGGAAGAAAGGCAGGGGAACGGAAAAAAAAUAACCAGCAAUGGUCACGUGGUUAGUGGUGUAAAGCAGAGCGCGCACGUGAGGGAUACGUCCAACCACAAUGUGUGUGAUAAAAAGGAUGGAAAAAGUGUUGAAGUGAACCAUGUGGACAGGGAGGAGGAGCAGCAGCAGCUGCUGCGUAGGGGGACAUUCCAAAGGGGGAGGAGAAACCAUUAUAAUGAUGGAAAAUUUGGGAGGGAACAGCCAAAUGUAAAUUAUUAUGAUAGGUUUGAUUACGUGAAAAGGGAAAGGAUGAUGAACCAUUAUAAAAAGUUAGACGCUGUUUACUCCAGCCACAGUCGUAGGAGCAAUCCGGACUACCAUCCACGGGGCGGCUACCGAAACGAACCCACCAGUAGGGGAACAACGGAUCGGUGGCAUCGUUACUACCCGAAUGGAAUAACCAACAAGUCGGCAGAAGGGGGAACGAGAGACCAAAAUGGAACUAUACAUAACAGCGGUCAUGCGAUUCGCUCACCUUUGAAUAAUCCCCCCCACGGUAGGAACACGGACAAUAAUUACCCCAAUAACAUCGCCAGGAGAAGGGGAAGCGGAAAAACUACCUUCAGUCACACUGGUGAACACGAAAAGGAAAGGCAAAAGGAAGUACCCGGCGUUCAAGUGAACCAAUCGGUGGAUUCAUUGCAACAAAAUUUUGCACACACAAAUGAAGUCCAUCCCAAUCAGGGGAAAACACAUUCCCAAUUUAAUCUGAACGAAAAAUCAGAAGAACACUUCACGUAUAAUCUGCACGAAACCAAUGAGAGAAGUAUCCCCACGCUGCAAAAUAGUUAUUUAAAUGAAUCAAGCCCAGGUAACAUGGUUACAGAUGCUUGUAGAAGAAGGGAUGUGCUUGAAAAAGAAACUGAAAAAGGCCAAACCGGGCCGUACUAUAUUCAUCACGAGGUGAAAAAUAAUGACGUGGUGGAAAUCCCAAGGGCAGAACCCAAUCGGCAAAGCACAAAUAACGAUUUGGAGAAGAAGGACGGUACGGACAAUACCCCCAGUGGAGGUACCAACCAGAAGGAUACCCCACCGAUGGGAGGUAGCCAUAAUGCGAAUGACAAUCUGAGGAAGUUGAAGAGGGAAGAAGAAAAAAAAAAAGUAAUGAACUGGAAGCUGGAGGAACAAACGCUGCUUGAGGAAGGGUUGAGGGUGUACAAGGAUUUAAAAAAUUGCCCAGAAAAAUGGGAAAAGGUUAGCGAAAUUGUGAAGACCAAGGGUCCGGAGGACUGCCUGAAGCGAUUCCUCUAUUGCAGGUUCAUCGAAGGCAGUGACCAAGCGAACAACGAAGAGAUGGAUCAGGACAUUGACAGCGACGACAUGAACAUAAACAACAAUGUGAACAUAACGGGGAAGAGUCUUGUGCUUGGAAACGUCCACAUCAAAAAUAUAUCUCUGUAUAAAGCAAUCCAGUUGAAGCUGCAGCUGCUUUGCACCCGGUGCUGCAACACAUUUGAUGUCACCACGACGAGCAAAGACGCGCCCCAGUUAGUUUGCACCUGCGUGAACUGCAGCAGCAAUGCCGUUGUAGAGGUGUACAGAAAUAUUUGCUUUAUGGAGAACAGCUGCGUGUGCGUUUUGAAGUUUAAUCAGUGCUCUCUGAUGGACUUGUUAAGCGGGGAUUACAGCGUGAAUUGCGAAAGCUGCGGGAGGAAGAGUAUCCUGAAGAAUGUCACUUCUGGCAAAGAAAUGCACGUGAACUGCCAGAAGUGUUUCACCAAGCUGGAGUUCAAAUACAGCGGCUUCUCAUUUGACGAGAUAGUCAACGCAAACAAUGCCGCUAUAAAAAAAAUCGACGAAAUGAUAAACAAACUAUUCACGAAAAAAAAGUCCAACAAGAAGGCCUUGGCUCCAGCGAACAAUUUGAAAAUAGAAAAAUGCAAAAAUGUUAUAAAAGUAAAUAAUAUAGAAGUGAAGGAUGGUGCAUGCAAGCAUUUUAAAAAGUCCCAUCGGCUCUUCAAAUUCCCCUGUUGUAACAAGAUAUUUCCGUGCCCCACUUGCCACGAUUUAAAUAGCAACCACGAAUGUGGCAUUGCUAAGCGGGUGAUUUGCGGAUUUUGUUUUCGUGAAUUUGAUGACGACGAUGUGUGUGUAUGUCAGCGGGACAAGAAGACGAAGAAAGGCGGGAACUUCUGGGAGGGUGGAAAAGGAUGCCGCAAUGCAAUCACGCUAAGCAAGAAUGACUCCAAAAAGUACAAGUUGUUGAACCGGCAAACUGUGCAGAAGAAAAAGAAGAAAUAG
Molecule: messenger RNA, 2838 nt
Organism: Plasmodium coatneyi
Lineage: Eukaryota; Apicomplexa; Aconoidasida; Haemosporida; Plasmodiidae
Exons: 10
Coding region: 1-2838 (945 amino acids)
Molecular function (GO): zinc ion binding
Source: RefSeq, a predicted model, not a curated record